AUGGCUGAGGACCGAGGCAAGAGAGACUCUCUCCGAAUGAGUAUGAAGGGAUGCCGGACAAACAACGGGUUUGUCCAAAACGAAGACAUCCUAGAGAGGGAGCCGGAUCCAGGCAGCCCAGAUGACAGCUCUCAGCUGUGCGCAGUGGAUAUCCAUGGCACAGAGGACGUGCGACCUUACGCAGGGAUGCCCAAGGAGGUGCUGCUCCAGUUCUCCGGCCAGGCUUGCUACCGGGUCCCUCGAGAGAUCCUCUUCUGGCUCACAGUGGCUUCAGUGCUGGUACUCACCAGCAUCACCAUAGCCAUCAUCGCCCUGUCUCCAAAGUGCCUGGACUGGUGGCAGGUGGGGCCCAUGUACCAGAUCUACCCGAGGUCUUUCAAGGACAGCAACAAGGAUGGUAAUGGAGACCUGAAAGGCAUUCAAGAUAAACUUGACUACAUCAUGAAUCUGAACGUAAAAACUGUUUGGAUUACUUCAUUUUAUAAAUCAUCCCUUAAAGAUUUCCGACAUGGUGUUGAAGAUUUCCAAGAAAUUGAUCCCCUUUUUGGAACGAUGAAAGAUUUUGAGAAUCUGCUUGCAGCCAUACAUGAUAAAGGUUUAAAAUUAAUCAUUGAUUUAAUACCAAACCACACCAGUGAUAAGCAUGCUUGGUUUCAAUUGAGUCGGAACCGGACAGGAAAAUAUACUGAUUAUUAUAUCUGGCAUGACUGUACCCACACAAAUGGCAUAACCACACCGCCCAACAACUGGUUAAGUGUAUAUGGAAACUCCAGUUGGCACUUUGAUGAAGUACGAAAGCAGUGUUAUUUUCACCAGUUCCUGAAAGAGCAACCUGAUUUGAAUUUCUACAAUCCUGAUGUUCAAGAAGAAAUAAAAGCAAUUAUACAGUUCUGGCUCCAGAAGGGUGUUGAUGGCUUCAGUUUUGAUGCUGUUAAGUUUCUUCUAGAAGCAAGACAUCUGAGAAAUGAGAUCCAAGUGAAUAAGUCGCAAAUACCACAGACUGACACACACUACUCAGAGCUGUACCAUGACUUCACCACCACUCAGGUGGGGAUGCAUGACAUUCUUCGGAGCUUCCGGCAAACUAUGAACCAAUACAGCAGGGAGGCUGGGAGGUACAGGUUCAUGGGAACUGAAACCAGUGGGGAGAACAUUGACAGGACCAUGAUGUACUACGGGUUGCCUUUUAUCCAAGAAGCCGAUUUUCCCUUCAACAAUUACCUCGCCUUGCUCAACACUCCUGGAAACAGUGUACUGAAUAAGGCUAUCAUGUCCUGGAUGGAAAACAUGCCGGAAGGAAAAUGGCCUAACUGGAUGAUUGGUGGACCUGGUAACUCUCGCUUGACUUCUCGUUUGGGGAAAGAAUAUGUCAAUGUCAUGAAUAUGCUCAUUUUAACGCUCCCUGGAACCUCCAUAACUUACUAUGGGGAAGAAAUAGGAAUGGAAAAUAUUUUAUCCACAAAUCUCACUGAAAGUUAUGAUUAUAACACCCUUCUCUCAAAGUCACCGAUGCAGUGGGACAACAGCUCAAAUGCUGGGUUUUCGGAAGGCAAUCACACCUGGUUACCCAUCAGUUCCAACUACCACACGGUGAAUGUUGAUGUCCAGAACACUCAGUUGAGAUCAACUUUGAAGUUGUAUCAGGAAUUAAGUUUACUUCAUGCCAAUGAACUGCUCCUUAACAGGGGCUGGUUUUGCCAUGUGGGAAACGUGGGGGAUGACAGCCACGUAGUCGUGUACACGAGAGAGCUGGAUGGCCUCAACAGAGUGUUCACCAUGGUUCUGAAUUUUGGAGAAUCAACAUCAGUGGUAAAUCUAGCAGAAAUGAUCUCGGAACUUCCCUCAACUGUGAGCAUACGGUUAAGUACCAAUUCUGCCAACAAGGACAGUGCUGUUGAAACUACUGCCAUUAAACUGGACAAAGGAGAAGGACUCAUUCUUGAAUACAAUACAAAAUAUUUCCUUCAUCAACAAACAGCUCUCAAAGAUAAAUGCUUUGUUUCUAAUCGAGCAUGCUAUUUCAGUGCAUUAGACAUACUUCACAACUUGUGUUGA
This is a messenger RNA of Chrysochloris asiatica (Cape golden mole), 2055 nucleotides long. It is a transcript of the gene SLC3A1, whose product is annotated as solute carrier family 3 (amino acid transporter heavy chain), member 1. The record is from RefSeq and is a predicted model, not a curated record. NCBI's taxonomy places the organism in Eukaryota, Metazoa, Chordata, Mammalia, Afrosoricida, Chrysochloridae. Gene Ontology annotation, biological process: amino acid transport; carbohydrate metabolic process. Bases 1 to 2055 code for a protein of 684 amino acids. The transcript is spliced from 11 exons.